UCCGUAGUGUUCGACAACAGUCACACGCAGCAAUGGCGGCUUUCACUGCCAGUACGAAAGGAAAUGAGCUAUCAAAAGCUGAGUAUCUUAAACGAUAUUUAUCUGCAGGAGACGACGAUAAAAAGUCCAAAGGCAAGGUUAAAAAGAAACGGAUUAAAGUACCUGAAAGGGGGUUAAAGAUAGUGGACGAUGAUAUCGACUGGAAGCAAAUGGUUGAUGAAGCAGCAGAGGAUACGGAAGAGGACGAAGAAGAGGCUCCGGUGAUUGCCGAGUUGAUCGAUGAGCGGCCAGAGGACGUCAAGCGACUCGAAGCCUUUAGGACCAGCGACAAGUGGAGGACGCUGGGGGAUGAUGAAAAUAACUCCACAGAGGACGGUGAGGAGGACGGCGAUGAAGUGUAUGAGGUGGUCGCUUCCCCGCGGCUUGCUCGCCGAGACUCGCCAGAUCCUGUGGCAAGGAAAACGGUCCGACAUGACUCACCAGAAGCCGGGCCUCUGAGGAAGAUGUGUCCAGACUCCCCGGACACAAAGUCUUCGAGGAUAACUCGCCAUGACUCUCCAGACUUGUCGCCUAGGAGACAAGGGAAACAGCAGAAGGGAAACAGCAGAGAGUCUUCUCCAGGCAGGAAGAAGCCCAACUCUUCAUCAAGUCAAAAGCGUUCAACAGACUCAACCAAGGCUCGGAACCGGCACGAUUCUGACUUGGACCAAUCGCCGCCCCGCAAGAAAAUGCAGAAGGGUGGGAAUACCGACGCCGACCAAUCACCUCCAAGGAAAAAGACCUUAAAGGGCAAGCAUUAUGACUCUGACCAAUCACCUCCAAGGAGGAAGUCCCAACCAGGUUCUGAUUCUGACCAAUCACCACCAAGGAAAGCCCAGAACGGCCAGGGCUCUGACUCCGACCAGUCUCCUCCCAGGAGGGCCAGGCAGGGUAGGGGGUCAGAUGACGAUCUGUCCCCCCCACGAAGGAAGGACCCAACCAAGGGCAUGCUCUCUGGAGGUCAGGCGGGUCUGGUUUCCAUUGACAUUCUACGGAAGGAGCAGGAAGAAAACAGACGCAGAGAGAAACACAACAAACCCCUAGAAGAGGACUCGCGAAAUGCGCAGACUGUGUUCAGAGACAAGAGCGGCAAGAGGCGGGACCUGGAGACCGAGCGAGAGGAGAAGAAGAGGGUGGAUGCGGAGAUAGCAGCCAAGGCUGAGAAAUACGCCAAGUGGGGCAAAGGCCUGGCACAGGGCCAGAUGUACGAGCAAAAAAUCGCAGACGCCAUGGUGGAGGUCAACAAGCCAAUGGCACGGCAACGCGACGACGAAGACCUCGACCGCAUGCUCCGUGAGCAGCAGAGGGACGGGGACCCCAUGGCUGCCAUGCUGCGACGGAAGAAGGAACGCACAGCUAAAGUCAAAGAGAGGCCGAGGUACAAAGGUCCACCACCCCCGCCGAACCGCUUCAACCUUCACCCAGGAUAUCGCUGGGAUGGAGUCGACAGGUCUAAUGGGUUUGAGCAGAAGCGCUACAGCCGGCAGGCGGAUAAGAGUGCCCUCCAGGACGAAGCCUACAAGUGGAGCGUGGAGGAUAUGUAGAGACCGUGGGAGGAUGAACACUGAACUACUGUCCAGCAAUGGGCCUUAUUCAUCCAGCGUCCCUCUGGGUUCUAAAUGCGAGCCAGGAUGGUUGCUCGUGUUUUGAACCAAGAUGGCUGCUAGGUGAAUAAGGCUGUGGCAGGAAGCAUCAAAAACGCCGCCUGAACGGGAAGCAGCCGCGCAGAUGCAUCACCUUAACGGUUGUUUUGAAUUUUGUAUCUCGGUGGAAGCUGCCAGUGGCUAUGAACCCAAGUUUCAUACACAGACUGAGGAACAAGGUUAACGCCACCCCACAACAAUAUCAUCACGCUGACUUUGUACCUUUUGAGCAUUUCUGAUUGAAGUCGGAGCCAAUGGUAUGGAUGUUGAUUGUUCUGAAACUGUUUUUUAUUAAAUGAGGAUAUUUUGUAAACCG
Gadus morhua (Atlantic cod) is the source of this 1998-nucleotide messenger RNA. RefSeq names its product BUD13 homolog (gene bud13). Gene Ontology annotation, cellular component: RES complex; U2-type spliceosomal complex. The record is from RefSeq and is a predicted model, not a curated record. Gene Ontology annotation, biological process: mRNA splicing, via spliceosome. The transcript has 10 exons. The coding region runs from base 33 to 1583 and encodes 516 amino acids. Gene Ontology annotation, molecular function: RNA binding. Lineage: Eukaryota; Metazoa; Chordata; Actinopteri; Gadiformes; Gadidae.